AUGGCAGUAUCCGUUUCCAUAGCUGAUGGCCCUACAGUUGCUAUUGUGGACUCUGGACCGUCGUCGCCAUUUGUAGGUUUGUGUGCCAAAAGCGAAUGCGCUUGCUCUGGGAUAAGAGAGAUCAUUCCAGAAGAGGAAGCCGAGGAAACUGAGGAGGAUGUAGGAGGCGAUAAAUUAGGGGCCAAUCAUGGAGAGGAUGACGAGAGUGCUGAAAACGACCCCCAGGAUCAACACCCCAGAGCGGUGAAGCAUUAUGUGGGAGAGUAUAGCUUGUAUUCUAAUGGCGCUCUAUCCCCGGAUUGUGAAGGAGAAUCAGGUGAGAUGGCUCGGGUCCAUAAGGUUGUAGGCUCUGGAGAGAACAUGACCCGUGCCGCAGUGGUAGUGGCUGUAGGCAGUUCUCUAUUGAGUUGGGUGGUUCUAUCAGACGAUACCACAGCGGUGGCAUGGUCUGCAGGAUGCGUAUUGGAGCCAGUAUGGUGCUCAGAAACAGGGGCGGUGCGUCUGUUGCUGAAGUCCGUAUCCUCACCUGCCGAAGAUGUUGAUGAUGAAAUUCCAGAUAAGAAAAUAAUAGGUGUGGAACCUGGACUUGAUUCCAAGAUCUCCUGGACUCUACUCAAGUCAAGAUAUAUGCUCCGCCUCCGUCUUGUAGCAGCAGCGGCAGUAGGCCCCUCUGACAUGUCUGUAUCGUUAUCCCGUUCCUCGUCAUCAUCAUCAUCCGCAUCACCUUCGACGCCUUCACUAUAG
This is a messenger RNA of Lobosporangium transversale, 744 nucleotides long. RefSeq lists its product as hypothetical. The coding region runs from base 1 to 744 and encodes 247 amino acids. The record is from RefSeq and is a predicted model, not a curated record. The transcript has 3 exons. NCBI's taxonomy places the organism in Eukaryota, Fungi, Mortierellomycota, Mortierellomycetes, Mortierellales, Mortierellaceae.